This is a messenger RNA of Populus euphratica (Euphrates poplar), 2859 nucleotides long. RefSeq names its product TMV resistance protein N-like. The record is from RefSeq and is a predicted model, not a curated record. The annotation marks the transcript as partial. NCBI's taxonomy places the organism in Eukaryota, Viridiplantae, Streptophyta, Magnoliopsida, Malpighiales, Salicaceae. The transcript is spliced from 4 exons. Gene Ontology annotation, biological process: defense response. Gene Ontology annotation, molecular function: ATP hydrolysis activity; protein binding; ADP binding.
UGUUUUAUCAUUGUGUUUGCUUGUUACAGCGGAGAAGAUCAUUUGAUUCGGCGAUUGGUCAAUAGGGUUUCGCAAGAAUUGAGAAAAACCCCGGUAGGUAUUGCUACUUAUACGGUUGGACUGGAUUCCCGCUUAGAAAAGUUGAAGACGAGGUUCACAGAUGAUAAAUCAAAUCGCGUAAAAGUUCUUGGACUUUAUGGAAUGGGCGGGAUUGGUAAAACAACUCUUGCCGCAGCUCUCUUCAAUAAACUUGUUGGUCAUUUUGAAAGUCGCAGUUUCGUCUCAAACAUUAAAGAUAUUUCUGAAGAAGAUGGUGGUUUAGUAUCGCUGCAGAACAAGCUUCUUGGUGAUCUUUUCCCAGACAGGCCUCCUGUAAAUGAUAUUAAUGAUGGUAUUGCUGUAAUUAAGGAGCUGUGUCAUGAGAAGCGGGUGCUGGUUGUUUUAGAUGAUGUGGAUGAUGUAAACAAGCUGAAUGUAUUAGCAGGAAAGAGAGAUUGGUUUGGUGAAGGAAGUAGAGUUAUUGUUACCACAAGAAACAGAGAUGUUCUUGUUGAACAUCUUGUGAACGAGUUUUACGAGGUUAGAGAGUUAGGUUCCUCGGAAGCCUUACAACUUUUUAGUUAUCACGCACUAAGAAGAGAUAACCCCACAGAAGAGUAUCUAAAUAUAUCGAAGGAGAUUGUAUCUCUCACAGGAGGACUUCCUCUGGCAUUGGAAGUGUUUGGCUCUACUUUGUUUAAUGAGAGAGGGAUAAAGAAAUGGGAAGAUGUCCUGAAAAAAUUGCGACAAAUUCGACAUCAUAAUCUCCAGGAUGUCUUACGUAUAAGUUUUGAUGGAUUGGAUGAUGAAGAGAAGUGUGUAUUCCUUGACAUUGCUUGCUUGUUUAUUAAAAUGAGGAUGAAGAGAGAGGAGGCUAUUGAUAUUUUGAAUGGUUGUGGCUUUAGGGCUGAGACAGCAAUCACAGUUCUGACAGUAAGAUGUCUCAUUAAAAUUGGUGGAGAUUACGAAUUAUGGAUGCAUGAUCAACUUAGAGACAUGGGAAGACAAAUUGUUCGAUAUGAAAACCUUUUAGAUCCUGGUAUGCGUAGUAGGCUAUGGGAUCGCGGCGAUAUCAUGACAAUGCUGAAGCACAAGAAGGGAACAAGAAAUGUGCAAGGUUUAAUCCUUGACUUGGAAAAGAAGAAUUAUGUCAGAACUCAAAAGAUUUCUUGGGUUAAAGCACUUAAUCCGAGAUCUUCACUGGACUACUUGAUUGAAAAAUGGAAGCUGUUUCUUCAACGAAGAGCAGAGGAGGGAGAGCUGAUACUUGACACUGAAGCCUUGAAAUCAUUGGUUAAUUUGAGACUCCUACAAAUCAAUCAUGCAAAAGUGAAAGGGAAGUUCAAAAGUUUUCCUGCUAGCCUGAAGUGGUUACAAUGGAAAAAUUGUCCUUUGAAAAAACUUCCUUCUGAUUAUGCUCCUCAUGAACUAGCAGUGCUAGAUCUAUCGGAGAGUGGAAUUCAACGAGUUUGGGGUUGGACUAGGAACGAGGUGGCUGAGAACUUGAUGGUUAUGAAUCUUCGACGUUGCUAUAAUCUCGAGGCCAGUCCUGAUUUAUCUGGAUGUAAAAAGCUGGAAAAGCUUGAUUUUAAAGGCUGCAUUCAACUGACCAAGAUUCAUGAAUCGCUGGGGAAUGCAAGGACCUUAAUUCAAUUGAACUUGGAUGAGUGCAUAAACCUUGUUGAAUUUCCACGUGAUGUCUCUGGGCUCAGAAGUCUUCAGAAUCUCAUUCUCUCCAACUGCUUAAAAUUAGAAGAAUUACCACAGGACAUAGGCAGCAUGAAUUCCUUGAAAGAACUUGUUGAUAAAACUGCUAUAUCUAUGCUUCCCCAAUCUCUUUACCGCCUUACAAAACUUGAGAAGCUUAGUUUGAAUGGUUGCAAAUUCAUAAAAAGGCUGCCAGAACGCUUGGGAAACCUGAUUUCUCUGAAGGAACUCUCUCUCAAUCAUUCUGCAGUUGAAGAACUGCCAGAUUCUAUCGGAUCUUUGUCAAACCUUGAGAAACUAAGCUUAAUGCGGUGCCAGUCACUCACUACGAUUCCUGAAUCCAUUAGAAAUCUCCAGUCAUUGAUGGAAGUUUCAAUUAAUAGCAGCGCAAUCAAGGAAUUACCUGCUGCAAUAGGUUCAUUACCUUAUUUAAAGACAUUAUUGGCUGGAGGGUGUCAUUUUCUGAGCAAAUUGCCUGAUUCAAUUGGAGGACUUGCUUCUAUUAGCGAACUUGAGCUAGAUGGAACAUCAAUAUCAGAACUUCCAGAGCAAAUUCAUGGUUUGAAAAUGAUUGAGAAGCUUUACUUGAGGGAGUGCACAUCUCUUAGAGAAUUGCCUGAAGCAAUUGGGAACAUACUGAAUCUUACUACUAUAAACUUGUUUGGUUGUAAUAUUACUGAGUUGCCUGAAUCCUUUGGGAGGCUGGAAAACCUUGUGAUGUUGAGAUUGGAUGAGUGUAAAAAGCUCCACAAACUUCCAGUUUCGAUAGGAAAUUUGAAGUCUUUAUGCCACUUGCUAAUGGAGAAGACUGCUGUUACAGUGUUACCUGAAGAUUUCGGAAAUCUUUCUAGCUUAAUGAUAUUGAAAAUGCAAAAAGAUCCGCUUGAAUAUCUCAGAACACAAGACCAGUUGGUUGUCCUUCCAAAUUCUUUCUCAAAACUCUCCUUGCUAGAAGAACUAAAUGCUCGUGCUUGGAGAAUAUCUGGAAAAAUUCCUGAUGAUUUUGAGAAACUGUCAUCGUUAGACAUCUUGGAUCUGGGCCACAACAAUUUCAGCAGCCUUCCAUCCAGUUUAUGUGGUCUUUCUCUUCUACGGAAGCUUCUCCUGCCUCAU